Messenger RNA from Ostertagia ostertagi, 849 nucleotides. The record is from the annotation of a GenBank genome assembly. Lineage: Eukaryota; Metazoa; Nematoda; Chromadorea; Rhabditida; Trichostrongylidae.
AUGGUAUUAUAUAAAACCUAUGCUGCUUUUUUGGAAGAGCACGCAGUGGAUCCUGAUAAAAGGCGCUAUGCGAUUAGUGUUGAAGCGCCCCGGCAUUAUAUAGACGUUGACAGGUAUGGAGUGUAUCCCUACGAUUCAUUGCCACGAAAAUGGAGUGAUGCCGUUAAACGCUAUACCGCUGAUACACUACACGCUCAUGGUAUUGUUCCCUGGUGGAUACAAACCAUGCUUGGCAGGUUAACGCAGGCUUUUGCAGAAAAGAACCAGGCCCGCAUACUGAAGUAUUCAGCUGAACUCGGUCAUUACAUCGCUGAUUCGCAUGUGCCGCUCCAUGCCAGUAGUAACCAUAACGGUCAGUACACCGAUCAAAAAGGAAUACAUGGCUUCUGGGAAAGCCGGAUACCGGAAUUACUGGCUGAUACCGAAUGGGAUUUCUUUAUUGGCAAAGCAGGAUACAUCAGCCACCCGGGUGAAUAUAUCUGGCAACGUGUGUUGGAAAGUGCUGCUGCUUCUGAUACCGUUCUGACUUUUGAAAAAAAAUUAUCAAGAUCAUUUCCAGCCGACAGGCGAUAUGCGUUUGAAGAACGCAAUGCUAUUACCACGCGGCAAUAUUCAUCCGCCUAUACACUGAGAUAUAAUGACCUGCUGAAAGGCAUGGUAGAAAGAAGAAUGAGGCUAUCCAUUUAUACCGUCGCUUCCUUUUGGUAUACUGCCUGGGUCAAUGCGGGUAAGCCUGAUCUUGGUUCACUGGCUCAGAAAGAAUUUUCACCCGAUGAUCUCCGCGAAUUUGAACAACUCAAUGCUGCAUGGCAGAAAAAUGGCGCUGUUAAUGGACAUGAACACGAUUGA